Messenger RNA from Melanaphis sacchari, 1792 nucleotides. Its product is annotated as RNA-binding protein 42-like. Gene Ontology annotation, molecular function: mRNA binding. The record is from RefSeq and is a predicted model, not a curated record. Lineage: Eukaryota; Metazoa; Arthropoda; Insecta; Hemiptera; Aphididae. The transcript is spliced from 6 exons. The coding region runs from base 155 to 1192 and encodes 345 amino acids.
UAUCUUCUUGAAGUAUUGAACUAUUGAAUAUUUCACAAAUAUUUAAUAAACAUUAAUUGUUUUUUUAUGUACUUUCGUCUAUUGCAUUCGAUUUUGCCCUGUCUGAUAGCUGACUGUAUUGUAAUUUAAAAAAUACCCACUUUUAUUAUCAAACAUGGCUGAUGCUUUCGACAAACUUCGUAUGAUGGAAGACGAAAUGAACAAAUUUGAAGAAGAAAUUGGAAUACCCAAUUACAUGGAUGGAACACCUGGUACACAAUCAUACAGUCACGUGAAUCGUCAUCAUUUGAAUUCUGGUAGUGGAUAUUCAAAUGAACAUGAAUCGGCUAAUGCAUACAUGGAAAGUACCUUAAAUUCUGAUAAUUAUUCAUUGAUGGGACAACAAAAUACAAUAACCUCUCAAGGAUAUAAUAAUAUGCGACCAUCAUUCUCUAACAGUCAAAUGCUAUUACAGCAACCACAACGAAGAUUUAAUGUCAAAGUAGACAAAACAAUUGGUCCUGUUAUUCUCAGUGGUGCUCCAAAACUGUAUACAUCUAAACCUGAACCACCUCAAAUACCAUCAAACGAUUUGAUGAUUAAAGCAGAAGAUAUAUUAAAAAUGACAACAAGCAUCAAUCCAUUAAAAAAAGAAUCUAAAAAAUCACAACCUACAGUAUUGCCAGGUAAAGAAAUGGCAGAGGCCGUUAAAGCAACAUCUAAAACAGUUGUUGUAUCAGCUGGAGGUAAUGCUGUAGCUGCAGCUGAAUGUGCUGCCUCAAUCCCAAAUCAAUCUGCCAAAAGCAGAGGAAAAAAAAAUAAAAAGUUUAUACGAACUUCUGGUGGACAGGUAUGGGAAGAUCAAACUCUAUCUGAAUGGGAUGAAGAUGAUUUUCGAUUAUUUUGUGGAGAUUUAGGUAAUGACGUCACUGAUGAAUUAUUAGCUCGAACAUUUAGCCGAUAUCCUUCAUUCCAAAAAGCUCGUGUUGUACGUGAUCGCCGAACUAUGAAAACUCGAGGUUUUGGAUUUGUAUCAUUCAAAGAUCCAGCAGAUUUUAUUAGAGCUACAAAAGAACUCAAUGGUCGAUAUGUGGGUAGUAGACCAAUAAAACUACGGAAGAGUAUGUGGAAAAAUAGAAGUUUGGAAGUGACUAAAAAGAAGGAAAAAGAAAAGGCUGCUCUCAUUAAUUUAUUAACUGGUCAAUCUUCAUAACAUUAUUUAUUUUCUUACCAUAUAAACAAACUAAAUAAUAUUUCUGUAAAAUUGUAAGCAGUUAAUAUACUUUUAUUUGAUUCUUAGUGCUUACUUUUAAAAUAAUAAGAUCUUGAUGUAAUGGUAUGAAAUCAUAAAAUGUAUAAAGCAAUUUUAAAUUUACUCAAAUAAAAUGUAUUCUUUAAGUAUAAAAAUUAAAUUUAUAAUUCAAAUUAAUAUGAAUCAAUUUGCAUUUAACUCAAAUAGUUAAAAUAUAAACAUUGAGUUUUUCAACAAGUUAUUUGCACCAAAGAAUAGACAGGAAGUAUUAAACAUAACAUAAAAUACAGUACCAAUAUUAACUACUUUUAGUGUUAAAACAAAUAUAUAUUAUAUAUAAUUAAAAAUAACAGUACACUUAAUUAUUCAAUUACAUAUAGUUUAUAGUUUUUGUUGGUAGGUACUUUUUGAGGUGUACUUUUUCAGUAUAUGUUGUACUGAAAGAUAAUAUAUCUUUGUAAAGGUUAUGAAUUCCACAUUAUGGACAAGACUAUGUGAAUUAGAUGUGAGCUAAGAGUAUAAAAAAAAUCCAGAAUAAAUAUCAAGUUUUUUACAUCAUUA